AUGCUAGGUGGUGUCGGAAAGGAAAUGCCACAAAAACAAUUUCCCAGUCGCCACCUUCACACUCUCAGGACUCAUAAUGGCCCGGUCAAUGCUGUGACUUUUUCAAGUUACCCCGGCACAUAUGUCCUCACUGGUUCGUCCGACCGGGCAAUUCACCUUUCACGUGCAAUUCCCACGAAUGCGGAGGGUUCUGCGACGCCUCUGGAAACGACCAAACCCAUCCAACGUUAUGAAGCGCACGGCUACUCGGUCCUUGACAUUGCCGUCGCUGCAGACAAUGCACGAUUUGCCAGUGUAGGAGGUGAUCGCCAAGUCUUUUUAUGGGAUGUUGAGCAAGGUGGAACCACGAGGCGAUGGACAGGCCACAAUAGCAAAGUCGAGGCCGUUCAGUUUGCUGGGGAUGGUGACUCGGUAGUUGUGUCAGGUAGCGCAGACACGACGAUUAAUUUAUGGGAUACGCGCUCAAAUGCCCACAAGCCGAUCCAGACGUUGACGGAGGCAACCGACACGGUCUCAUCCUUGCAUGUGCACAUGCCCAGCUCGAUAGCUAGCGGUAGUUACGAUGGCCACGCUCGUGUCUAUGACGUGCGCAUGGGCAAGACAACUGUCGAUGUUCUCGCACAUCCCGUGACGAGCGUGCGGUGCUCGUCGGAUGGAAACGCAUUGUUGAUCUCUACGCUGGACAGCUACAUCCGUUUGCUAGACCGGGCAGACGGGAAGCUUCUUGCGGCUUUUGGCGGGACCACCCAGAAAGAAGAGCAACCUCGGCCCGGUCAGCCUAUUUCAGCACCAAGCUAUGCUUACCGCAAUACUGAAUUACGGGUUCGCUCCGUAUUUGCUCAAAGUGAUGCAGUCAUCCUGAGCGGUAGUGAGGCUCAACCCAAAGGGGACGGGAUACCUCGGGGUGCCGCAGUCUUUGCAUGGGAUGUUUUGAGCGGUGAAACCAUCGCCACAGUGCCAAUGGGAGACAAUGUGAAGGCUGUCAGCUGUGUGGCCUGGAACACGACGGGUUACUGGGCAGCUGGCGGUGCAGACGGUAAGUUUCGCACCGGUGCUCUUCCUUUACCAGUACUGUCCGAGUUUUUGGAUGAUGCGGCCAUUGAAGUCGUUGGUAAUCAAUAUGACCUGAACACGGAUCUUUCUACGACGGAAGCUUCGGUCAUGCUCGUCAAAUCGACUCUCUGGUCACUGUUCGAAUUGCUGCAGCACGCAAAUACGGCUGGCCAACCUCAGUCGAUUGGCGAAGAUUCGACCAAGGAUGAUCCUCGACUGCUCAAUAUUGAGGGCAGCGCCAAUCGCGCCAAAGACUUUUCACUCAGAUAA
This is a messenger RNA of Penicillium oxalicum, 1323 nucleotides long. RefSeq names its product WD40 repeat domain-containing protein. Gene Ontology annotation, biological process: mRNA splicing, via spliceosome. Lineage: Eukaryota; Fungi; Ascomycota; Eurotiomycetes; Eurotiales; Aspergillaceae. Gene Ontology annotation, cellular component: catalytic step 2 spliceosome. The record is from RefSeq and is a predicted model, not a curated record. The transcript is spliced from 4 exons. The coding region runs from base 1 to 1323 and encodes 440 amino acids. Gene Ontology annotation, molecular function: protein binding.